GGAGGAGCAGUGUCCACUCACAAAACCACAACUUCAAAUUAAACUUCACCUAGCCAGUGCUAGUGAUUAUUUUGAACUACAAUAAUGGCUUUGAAUUCACUUUACAACGUGUUUUUCUUCUCUGUUUUGUUUUGUGUACUUGCCAUAGCCUCUUCUCAGCUUUCUUCAGAUUUCUAUGCAACUUCAUGCCCCACUGCUCUCUCCACCAUCAAAUCUGCAGUCAAAAGUGCUGUUUCCAAAGAGCGUCGCAUGGGAGCAUCCUUGCUCCGUCUUCAUUUCCAUGACUGCUUUGUUAAUGGAUGUGAUGCAUCGGUUCUUCUAGAUGACACUUCGAGCUUCACGGGAGAAAAAUCAGCUGCUGCAAACGUGAAUUCUCUGAGAGGUUUUGAUGUAAUCGACGACAUCAAAAGUCAGUUGGAAAGUGCUUGUCCAGGAACUGUUUCCUGUGCAGACAUUCUUGCAGUUGCUGCUCGAGAUUCUGUCGUAGCAUUGGGUGGUUCAUCAUGGACUGUUGGGUUAGGUAGAAGAGAUUCAACCACUGCAAGUAAAGAUGCUGCCACCACAGAUAUUCCAUCCCCUCAAUUGGAUCUGAGUGAUCUCAUAACAGCUUUUUCAAAUAAGGGUUUUUCUACCAAAGAGAUGGUAGUUCUCUCAGGAGCUCAUACAACGGGGCAAGCGAAGUGCCAGUUCUUCCGGGGUAGGAUUUAUAAUGAAACGAACAUUGAUUCAGAUUUUGCAACAUCAACACAGUCAAAUUGCCCUAGCACUGAUGGUGAUAGCAACCUGUCCCCACUUGAUGUAACGACGAAUGUGUUAUUUGACAAUGCUUAUUUCAAGAAUCUGGUGAACAAGAAAGGGCUUCUGCAUUCUGAUCAGCAACUCUUCAGUGGUGGUUCCACCGAUUCUCAGGUCACAACCUACAGCACAAGCGCUUCAACUUUCUAUGCAGACUUUUCAAGUGCCAUGGUCAAAAUGGGAAACCUCAGUCCUUUAACAGGAACCAGUGGCCAAAUCCGCACAAAUUGCCGCACAGUUAACUAAAAGAUAGCUAGAGAGUUAAGCUGAUUCAGUCACAAUCUUUAAGUGUGAUGGUUUUUUUGUUUUUGAUGUGUGCGAGUCUUGUUAAUGAUCAAAGAAUCUGAAUUGGAAUGUGUGUUAGUCAAGUUUUUACUUUUAGUUGUAGUUCUCCAUCAAUUGGAUACUUUAAAUAAAGAGUGUUAUUCUCAUGCCA
Messenger RNA from Vigna unguiculata (cowpea), 1231 nucleotides. Its product is annotated as cationic peroxidase 1-like. NCBI's taxonomy places the organism in Eukaryota, Viridiplantae, Streptophyta, Magnoliopsida, Fabales, Fabaceae. Gene Ontology annotation, biological process: hydrogen peroxide catabolic process; response to oxidative stress. The record is from RefSeq and is a predicted model, not a curated record. Gene Ontology annotation, molecular function: peroxidase activity; heme binding.